CUUUCUAAGUGGAGAUGUAGCAUUAAAGAUACCAAAAGGAGAUAGCGAACAGUUAGGCAAUUAGCCGUCGACAUUGUAGCUACUCAUUUCGGCUAACUUUGAUCGUAAUUUAAUCCAACGAUGGUGCAGUCGUGCUCUGCAUACGGGUGUAGAAACAGAUAUCAUAAAGACAAAAACAUUUCUUUCCACAAGUUCCCACUUGCCCGUCCAGACAUAUGCAGAAAAUGGGUUGCAGCAAUGAAACGGAACAACUUCAAACCCACAAAGUAUAGCAAUAUAUGUUCCCAGCACUUCACGAAAGACUGUUUCAAACAGGAGUGCAACAACCGAGUGCUGAAGGAGAAUGCGGUCCCUUCCCUCUUCAGCAGAUUCGACGAAGAGAAGGAAAGGUCUGAAGACCUGGAGCUCCAGGAGGUGGCCUUCCCAUCGGCGCUCUCCCUCCCCAGUGCAGAUCAGAUGGAGGCUCAGCAGCCUCAGCAGCACCAGAACAUGGUGGAGAUGGUGCUGCACCCGGCCCUCCUCUCCAGCAUGUCCAUCUCCUGUGACCACAACUACACGGUGGAGGACACGGUGCAGCAGAAGAAGCGCAUCCAGCAGCUGGAGGAGCAGGUGGAGAAGCUGCGCAAGAAGCUGAAGACCAUGCAGCAGCGAUGCCGGCGGCAGGAGCAGCAGCUGGAGAGGAUGAAGGCUGUGCGGGGGUUUCAGGUGGAGCGCUGGGACCCCUCCUUGGAGGAGAGCUACGUCAUCUUGCCAAAGGAGCUCUACGACAUCUUGAAAGGGAUCGAGUCCAUUGGCAGUUUGUGAAGCCCCCAGCCACACUGCCAGGAAAGAGUGAUAUUUAUUUUCACCCUGCAUUUUAUUUGAUUGUGGCUUUUGUGUUUUUCGUAUGGUUCUGGUCUGCUUGCAACCAUAGGUUUCACAGCCCCACUUGGCACUUGUGUGCCAGGUCUGACAGCACGGUUGGUGGCAACCGUGCUCUAAACUGAGAUGACGUAUGAGCAAAGGCCAAGCAGUCAAAAGCAGCAGGUGAUUCACAUGUUCAAUUUAAGGUUUUCUUGAUUGAGUUAGUUAUAUGCCAUCACUUUAACUUGUUGCUUAAUGCUAUCUACAAAUUAUGUUCAUCACUCAGAAAUGCACA
Messenger RNA from Megalops cyprinoides (Indo-Pacific tarpon), 1138 nucleotides. Its product is annotated as THAP domain-containing protein 1-like. The transcript has 3 exons. The record is from RefSeq and is a predicted model, not a curated record. NCBI's taxonomy places the organism in Eukaryota, Metazoa, Chordata, Actinopteri, Elopiformes, Megalopidae. Gene Ontology annotation, molecular function: sequence-specific DNA binding. Bases 121 to 804 code for a protein of 227 amino acids.